Messenger RNA from Exophiala aquamarina CBS 119918, 897 nucleotides. RefSeq lists its product as uncharacterized. The record is from RefSeq and is a predicted model, not a curated record. The transcript has 2 exons. Gene Ontology annotation, biological process: vacuolar transport. The coding region runs from base 1 to 897 and encodes 298 amino acids. NCBI's taxonomy places the organism in Eukaryota, Fungi, Ascomycota, Eurotiomycetes, Chaetothyriales, Herpotrichiellaceae.
AUGCAUUUCCCAUCAACAACCCUGCUUCUCCUCUCUAUAUACUCCUCCUCCACCCUUGCUUCAACCGAUGCCAAACCUAUUACCAAACCCUGUACUAUUUAUUCUCCUGCCACUGGCUCCUUCUUCGACCUGCGCCCUUUACAAUUGAAAACAGACGGCACCAAAUACCAGUCUGCUUCUAAUGAAUCCUAUCAUGCCAAAGGCUACGAUUAUCCCUCCAAUUUCACCAUCAAUUUCUGUGGCCCUGUCGUGGAAUCUCUCGACGAUGUAGAGGGCAUUUCUUCCUCCAAAAUCGCAAAUGUUUCGGCAUUUUACAGGGACAGUCGAGGCGAUGUCUAUAGCAUAGGCCAGCAGAACGACCAGCUAAUGUUUCGUGGGAAGAAGCUGCUGCUGAACUACACUCAAGGCUCUCCGUGCCCUGACCUCGACGAAGAUGGACUUCCUCUAGACCCAGACUUGGUCCCAAGAAAGACCCAUAACCGCCGCAAGUCGACCCUCUUCUCCUUCAUCUGCGAUACCUCUCCCCUCCUGUCAGGCCGCCCUGCUAUCUCUUUCCUCGGCUCUCCCGACCACUGCACCUACAUUUUUGAGGUCCGCUCGCGAUAUUCUUGUGGCGGCACAACACAAUCGGAAGAGAAAGGCACCCUUGGUCCUGGAGGAGUCUUUGGUGUCAUUCUUGGUAUUGCACUUCUCGUCUACCUCAUUGGUGGUGUCGUCUACCAAAGGAAUGUCAUGCACCAGAGAGGCUGGCGUCAAUUGCCCAACUAUGCUGUCUGGGCGGGCUUGUUCGGUUUCAUCUCUAACCCUGUGUCCGUUUCCACUCGUCGAAAGCGUCGUGUCACGGAUGCAAGAGAUCCAUGGCAGCCCUCAUCCAUCUACAAAUCCGACAUACCCUGA